This is a messenger RNA of Exophiala oligosperma, 1417 nucleotides long. RefSeq lists its product as uncharacterized. The transcript has a single exon. NCBI's taxonomy places the organism in Eukaryota, Fungi, Ascomycota, Eurotiomycetes, Chaetothyriales, Herpotrichiellaceae. The coding region runs from base 232 to 912 and encodes 226 amino acids. The record is from RefSeq and is a predicted model, not a curated record.
CAAAAGAACUCGUCCACCCUCAUUCGGAAUCACAGCUUCCUCUCUCCCUCCACACAAUAUACACACACAAGAUAUAAAACAACCAUCAAGUAUAGGAAGAAACAACUGAACAAGUCUCCUAGACAAAUGUGCUGAUAGCCUUCCACCAACAAGACAACCUCCAUAGUAUCUCGCCGUACCCACCCAACCAAGGCAAACCAGAGCAAGUGACUCAGAAAUACCCAACCAAAAAUGCCUUCCCUCACUUUCGCCGACGCUGCUUCAGCGAAACCAAACUCCAUCUACACACGACCACAGAAGAAGCAGAAGAUGAGCAUUACUCAGACCUACUUCCUCGCCCACAGUGCCCGCGGCAAGCUCUCUCGCGAGGCUGCCCGGCCUGAUCACGACCUCCGCCUCUUGGUCGGACACGCCAACAUGCUCGACUCUCUGAUGCUCGACCUCGCCAACGCCGAGCAGGAGCAAGAGCGGUGGUUCAACAACAUCGUCAACGGUUCAUCAUCGACGGAAGAGGAGGAGACGCCAAAGCACGUCGACACUAUCCCCGAAGAAGUUGAGGAGGAGGAGUCAGAGGACGAGGCUGAAAUCACAGCCGUGGAAGUCGACUCAGACAUGGAAGACGACGAGGAGGAUCUCACGCUCACUCGCACCGCCUCUCGACACUCACCACCAGAACUCAGCCUCGACACGGACUCGUCUUCGGAUUCAGAUGAGGAUGAACACAUGCCACCCUCACCACCCACGCCAAUGGUCGAGGCCCUGAGCGAGAAGCAAAGACAAGCCAUCGCCACGACAUCAUACUACGACGCCAAGGAGGCGUCUUCGUUAUCACCCACAGAGUCGCAAGCCUUUGAACAAGAAGGCUUCUACCUACCAUCGAGGCAACAGCCGACGAUAAUCGCUGCCUACUAGAGCAGGUUCGCUGACCGCCCUCGAUUACUCCUCCCGACUUUAGCGAGUGUGAUACCCAAGCGUUUCAACAUUUGGUUUGUCUUUUUUGGCCUGGGAAAAUGAGCAUGGUGUUUCUUCUGGAUGAAUUGUGUUGUUCAACAACAACAAAACAAAAAAAGAGUUUUGGGUAUGGGACUCCCCAAAACAAAGGAAUCGAGCAAGAUGAGCCAAAAUCUUCGGGAAACAUCAUCAUCAACAUCACAACAUCGGAGACAUUCGAUCUCUCAACUGCCCCCGCCUCAGUAGUCGUGGAUGAAAUAUACCAGCCUGAGGAAGCAGUUUGAGUUUGGAGAUGGUCUCUUGACGAUUGAUUUGAUUGAUGAAGAUGUUUUAUUUCGAGGACGGAACAUUUUGUGCUGUCUUGGACUACGAUUCUCUAUGACUCUACUCUUUGUCACAUUAGUUCUCCCUCCAUAAGAGGUUGAGGAUACUCUUGAAAAUUGAUAACUAUUUGAUCCCAUACAAA